AAUAUCUCUAUCGACUAUGUAACCCCAUUCUCUAAAUUAAAAAGAGUAGGUAGGGGCGUUAAGUACAAAUAUAUAUUAAUUAUAGUAAAUAUGCUUAUAAAAAUACAAUAUUUCAUUCCGGUAGAAGGGUUAUUAAUAGGAGAGUUAGUAGAGAAGUUUAUCGACCGUAUUUAUACACUCUAUAGCCUCCUAAAUACUAUUAUAUUUAAUAGAAGUAUUUAA
Messenger RNA from Neurospora tetrasperma FGSC 2508, 222 nucleotides. RefSeq lists its product as uncharacterized. The transcript has a single exon. The record is from RefSeq and is a predicted model, not a curated record. NCBI's taxonomy places the organism in Eukaryota, Fungi, Ascomycota, Sordariomycetes, Sordariales, Sordariaceae. The annotation marks the transcript as partial.